This is a messenger RNA of Penicillium griseofulvum, 831 nucleotides long. RefSeq lists its product as uncharacterized. Lineage: Eukaryota; Fungi; Ascomycota; Eurotiomycetes; Eurotiales; Aspergillaceae. The coding region runs from base 1 to 831 and encodes 276 amino acids. The transcript has a single exon. The record is from RefSeq and is a predicted model, not a curated record.
AUGCUAAUGGGAAUCGGUGAGUUCGAUUCAUCACCGUACGAUCUGUCCGGAAACUGCGGAUUCGAUUCCUCCCAGUGGGAGAUGCUCCAGAACGGCGAUAUUUGUUCCUUUCCCAUUGGGCUAUUGCAGACAUCAAGUCAGAACGAACUGUACGACCCCGAGAUACCUCCAAUAGCCUUGGAUGCAUACGUCUCUCCUGUAUCGUUCUCCCAAUCUUGUAAAUGCGACGAGGAGGUUUCCGAUCUAGUGCGGAAAUUGAGCCACGCGAAUAUAUCACACGAUAUCGUUCCGAUGCUUCGCACAGGAGUAUCCCUCACGGAGAGAUUACUUACCUGUCCUAUGUGCUACGACGUGUCCAAACCGCCUCGACUAACGGUUCAAAAUGUGCUCCUCAUCGGCCAACUUAUGCUCGAAACAACUUCUGGCUACCAAAAAUACCUCCGCUGGCUGAAUAAACACUGUACUGAGCUUGACAUCAGGAAUGAGACAAGUACUGUCUAUCUUGACUCCGGGGGAAUGCCUUCAGGGCUGAAUUUACAAAUAAAAGGCGAGAAACUCCGAGAUCUCGUCGUGCACGGCCUUCAGGCAGAUGCCGAACGGCUUUCGGUGUUGGGAAAUCAGUUUGCACAGCGACAACGCAAUCGUCACAUGGUCGGCCAUGAAACUUGCUCUGAUUCUGAAGACUAUUGUCGGAGAAAGAAGGAUGCUGCUGAUCAUGACCCGCUCGAUCUGUGUCCCCAUGAUCCGGUAGCGCGGAAGUUGAUGCCUUGCUUCCGUAUCGUCGAUGAAGUUCGCGGGAUGAUCAAGCAAGUUGCAGAUGCCGUUGUGUGA